UACAGCACAGGCUGAGAAAAUCAAAAGAUGUUCUUGUCUUGAGGAGUGCUCAGAUCCUGCUUUUACACUGAUGUCACCGUGAAGGAGCACGGCCUCCGCCUGUAGCUGCGUCUAACCGGUGAUGAUAGAUUGUUUCCAGAGAUGUAGCCGAGGCUGCUGCACACCUCCGUUACUUGGAAACAGUCAGAAAAGUUUCUGCGGAAAGUUUUUCUCCUCGGAUGGAAGACGUUUUGAGACAAAGCGGUUGCCACGGGGCCCUUUUCUCCCCCGUUUUGUGAUAAUGGAGGAAACCAGCCUCUGAGUGACACAAUGUCUUGGGGCGAGUUCAUCGAGCUCCGUGACCUGAGGCCGGACAGAGAGCAGAUAGAGCUGACUGGUACACGCUCGCCCUGCUCGCCUCCACGCCUGGAGAGAGCCAACGCCCUGAGGAUCAGUCCGGGGAAGGUACCGGAUCUGCUGAGUCGGGUGGGCAUCAUCAGAGUCCUGAGCAGCGCCCAGGACCCCCAGCUCACUGAGGAGAAGGGAGAGGGACACAACUUCCAGCCCUGCAGCCAUGCUCAGCCCACGUGGUGUGACCUGUGUGGGGACUUCAUCUGGGGCCUGUACAGGCAGAGCCUGCGCUGUGUCAACUGCAGAUUCACAUGCCACUAUCGCUGUCGAGCCCUGAUCCGGUUGGACUGCAGCUGGGACCGAGGCUCUGUGGCUGACCACAUGUGUGUCGUGGAGCACAGCAUAGAGACAGACACAAAUGUGGAUGAACAAAUUGAAUGGGGAAAGCAGGAGUUGACCACUGCAGAUAUUCAGCAGAAGGUGAAGGAAUACAACGUUCAAAUCAACAGCAAUCUGUUCAUGAACAUGAACAAGGAUGGUUCCUACACUGGCUUCAUAAAGGUGCAGUUCAAGUUGGCGCGACCUGUGUCAGUUCCACCUCCAAAGAAAGGAGGUCAUGAUACAGGUGGAAGGAAGGCUACCGGAGUGAAGCGUCGCACCUCUUUCUACCUGCCAAAGGACGCAUCCAAGCACCUGCACAUAAGCUCACGCACUUCUGCCCGUGAGGUCAUCGAGGCUUUGUUGAAAAAGUUUACUGUGGUGGACAAUCCUGGCAAGUUUGCUCUAUUUGAGCGCAGCGAGCGUCAUGACCAAGUUUACAUUCGCAAGCUGUCUGAUGAUGAGCAUCCCCUCCGUCUGCGUCUGGGUGCUGGUCCCAAUGAGAAAGCCCUCAGUUUUGUUCUGAAGGAGAAUGAAACUGGAGAAGUCAAUUGGCAUGCCUUCUCCAUGCCUGAGCUAAAGAACUUCCUGCGCAUUCUGCAGCGUGAAGAGGAGGAACACGUCAAGCAGAUAGUGCAGCGGUACGCUCUGGCCCGCACUAAAAUGCAGGAGGCUCUGGCUGGCUCGACCCCUGGCUGAGACAACUCUGUGCUGGGGGUUUGAAUGUGCACCUCUUGGCUGGGCAAUCGCCUGAAGAUGACCAGUCAACGCUGCAUCCAAAGAUCCCUGAGAACAUGCCUCAAAACGCCUCUUCGGUGAACGAGAGAGUGAGACAGGGCGCGAGACUAUGAGAGAGAGCUAGCGCGAAUGUGCGUGUGAAAUGAUGCGAGAGAUGAGAAGUGCCUUACACCUGGAGAGUCUGAUGUGCCUGCGAGAAUGAGUUGAGAGAAGUGAAGACUGGCAGAUGAGACAGUGGUUGUAUCCAGUAAUGUCUUUUGCUAUGGGUAUAAUCUGAUUAUCCUGUGUACCUCAGCUGUGUCACUUUAACUUUAAAGAAAAUGUCAGCAUUUUUAGGCAUUAAAAAAUCCAUGUAGAUGCAGUGCUGAAGUCGAGCCCUGUAUUGUAAUUAAGCAGAUAAUAUCUUGUCUGCAAGUUAAUUCCUUUUAUUUUCCCAGGAUACAAAAUUGGGAACAUGUCCAAUCAUGAUAUAUUACUGCCAAGUUUAGAUUAGCUCAAUUGGGUCCUGUUGAUCAACCAUACAUCUGUUCAUUUAUCCUGUUAGGAAGUUAAAUACACAUUUACUGCUGAAAGGUUUUGGAUUUUCAGUUGACCAAGUCUCAAAAGUCUGCCAUGUCCUCUCGCCACCCCUGAUGGGUGCAACUCUUUUUUUUAUUUUUACUGUCAAUUUGUGAGCUUGACUGAUGUGUGGACAUUUGUAUGGAAUUAUGAAUGUCAGAGAGCAGUGUCGAAGUCACUUUGGUUGACUUGAAUCUUGAAUGAAUAUUGGUAUACAUGUGUGUCACUGGAAGCUGUGUGUCAUUCCUUAUAUCUUUGUUUUUCUCUGUCCUUUUAAAGAAAAUGUUUGUCUUCUGUUUCUCAGUUUAUUGUGUUCAUCUAUGCACAAACUUACAUGUUUUAGCACCCUUCAAGAUGUUGUGACAAAUGUGCACUGCAUUCAGUAAAGAAUUUCACAGAUCUA
Messenger RNA from Chelmon rostratus (copperband butterflyfish), 2407 nucleotides. RefSeq names its product ras association domain-containing protein 1-like. NCBI's taxonomy places the organism in Eukaryota, Metazoa, Chordata, Actinopteri, Chaetodontiformes, Chaetodontidae. Bases 310 to 1407 code for a protein of 365 amino acids. Gene Ontology annotation, cellular component: nucleus; microtubule cytoskeleton. The transcript is spliced from 7 exons. The record is from RefSeq and is a predicted model, not a curated record. Gene Ontology annotation, biological process: Ras protein signal transduction.